Toxotes jaculatrix (banded archerfish) is the source of this 3927-nucleotide messenger RNA. RefSeq names its product AFG3-like protein 1. Gene Ontology annotation, molecular function: metalloendopeptidase activity; ATP binding; ATP-dependent peptidase activity. Bases 61 to 2439 code for a protein of 792 amino acids. Lineage: Eukaryota; Metazoa; Chordata; Actinopteri; Toxotidae. The transcript has 17 exons. Gene Ontology annotation, biological process: mitochondrial protein processing; protein-containing complex assembly. The record is from RefSeq and is a predicted model, not a curated record. Gene Ontology annotation, cellular component: membrane; m-AAA complex.
UGUUGAUGGCUCGGCGGUGAGUUCAGAGACUGAAGCCGAGAGGACGCAGCACUUGACACGAUGGCUCUCCUCUCUGCGAGUGUCGGGCCCUUUCGGACGGUUCGGACGUGGACCCGAGACUUAUCCACGAUUUCAGCUCCUUUUCGCAACAGCGGUGCACUCGCGUCGAAGACGUCACUAACCCAAAGGAAAUAUGGAGGAUUUUAUCAACGCAGUUUCUCACUUGCUCGGUUACUUAGCUCAAACAAACCACCAAGAGGUUUUGAAAAGUUUUUCCCAAAGACUGAAGAACGCACUAGCUUCAACAAAUCAGUUGAAGAUGAAAAUACUAAAGAGCAAGAGUCGCUAGGAAGGGAAGGGCGGGACACAAAUGAUGAUGGGGAUGAAAGACGAAGAGGACGAAAAAAGGAAGAAUCACACUGGUGGACGCGAUUUCAGGAUGAUUUUCCCUUGGAUGAAAAAGUAGUACGGAAUCUUGCCAUCGGUGCAGCAGGCAUGGCCUCAGCUUUCCUGUACUUUUACUUCCGAGAGACGGGGGUCCAGAUCUCUUGGAGGGACUUUGUUCAUCACUACUUGAGCAGAGGUUUGGUGGAUCACCUGGAGGUUGUCAACAAACAAUAUGUGAAAGUAAUUCCUGCCCAUGGAGUGAACACAUCAGAAGUGAACUAUUUGUGGUUCAACAUUGGCAGUGUUGACUCAUUUGAGCAUAACCUGGAGAUGGCCCAACAUGAAAUGGGUCUUGACUCCCCACACAAAAUACCUGUAUUCUACAGCACUGAAAGCGACGGGACACUUCUUUUUAAUGUUCUCCCAACCGUACUUCUGGUUGGCUUUUUGCUUUUUGCCAUGCGUCAGGGACCAAUGGCAGGUGGGCGUGUUGGUAGGGGGCGUGCAAACCCCUUUAGCAUGAGUGAAUCCAAAGCCAAGAUAAUCAAAGACAACAUCAAUGUGCAUUUCAAGGAUGUUGCAGGCUGUGAAGAAGCCAAACUGGAGAUCUUGGAAUUUGUCAACUUUCUGAAGAACCCGCGUCAGUACCAGGACCUCGGAGCCAAGAUUCCAAAGGGUGCAGUGUUAUCAGGGCCACCUGGAACUGGGAAGACCUUGCUAGCUAAGGCCACUGCAGGGGAGGCCAAUGUCCCCUUCAUCACCGUCAGCGGCUCAGAGUUCCAGGAAAUGUUUGUUGGCGUGGGCCCAGCAAGGGUAAGGGAUAUGUUUGCUAUGGCUCGAAAAAAUGCCCCCUGCAUCCUUUUCAUUGACGAGAUCGACGCAGUGGGCAGGAAGAGAGGCAACGGGGGCGUUGGCGACCAGAGUGAGCAGGAAAACACCCUUAACCAGCUGCUUGUGGAAAUGGAUGGAUUCAACAGUAGCACCUACGUGGUCGUUUUGGCUGGCACCAAUCGAGCUGAUAUCCUGGAUCCAGCUCUGAUGAGGCCUGGGCGCUUUGAUCGACAUAUAUACAUAGGACCACCAGAUAUUAAAGGAAGGGCGUCGAUCUUUAAGGUGCAUUUGAGACCUCUGAAGUUGGAUUCCAGUAUAGAAGUAGAGGCUUUGGCCAGAAAGCUAGCUGCACUAACCCCAGGUUUUACUGGGGCCGAUAUUGCUAAUGUGUGUAAUGAGGCUGCUCUAAUUGCUGCACGUCACCUCAACCAACAUGUCAACACUAAGCACUUUGAACAGGCAGUUGAAAGAGUUAUUGGAGGUCUGGAGAAAAAGACUCAGGUACUGCAGCUCCCAGAGAAGACUACUGUAGCGUAUCAUGAGGCCGGACAUGCCGUGGUGGGCUGGUUCCUCGAACACGCAGAUCCCCUGCUUAAGGUGUCCAUUGUUCCCAGAGGGAAGGGGUUGGGUUAUGCCCAGUAUCUGCCAAAGGAACAGUACCUGUUCACUCAGGAGCAGCUGUUUGACAGAAUGUGCAUGAUGCUGGGCGGUCGAGUCGCUGAGCAGGUUUUCUUUCGUCGAAUCACCACUGGAGCACAAGACGACCUCAGGAAAGUCACGCAGUCUGCCUAUGCACAGGUUGUAGAGUUUGGAAUGAAUGAGGCGGUGGGUCAGGUUUCCUUUGAGCUCCCUCAGCAGGGAAACAUAGUUACUGAGAAACCCUUCAGCGAAUCCACAGCCCAACUUAUAGACCAGGAGGUCCGCUUGCUCAUAGAUGCUGCCUUCCAGCGAACACUUCAGCUUGUCACUGAUAAGAAGGAAAUGGUGGAGAAGGUGGCAAAACAUCUUCUACAAAAGGAGAUUCUAGACAAGGCUGAUAUGGUGGAGCUGUUAGGACCUCGUCCCUUUCAUGAAAAGUCAUCAUAUGAGGAGUUUGUUGAAGGGUUGGGGGAAUCUGAAGAGGACACCUCUCUCCCUCAGGGGCUAAAGAACUGGAACAAGAACAAAGGGGAUGAAAAGCACCGCCAGAGUCGGCAAAACAAAUCAGCCUUUCUCCUGUAGAUGGGCAUGCUGCCCCAAGGCAAAUAUUCCACUGGAUUUGGAUGAAAUAUUUCCAUCAGGUCCAGAGUGCAGCAAAAAAAAAAACCUGGUUCAUGUCACUGACAGCUGCAAGAGGAGGGAUAGUGAUGUGUUGGACAUCAGUGACCAAGUGACCAAGAUUAGCUAAUGUGCAAUUUUUUUUGUUGUAGCUUUUAUAUUCCAGUGAGAUUUAAAAGUCAGUAAGCUAAAACUCUUGGCACAGGGCAUUUUGUAGCUUAUAUUUCACUGGAGGUGCCUUCUGUACUCUUCCACCCACGCUCCAAUGCAGGGCAAUAACACUGACAAACAUACCACAGAACAUUUGGCAGUCAGGAAAGUUAAUGAGCUCAAGCACAAAAAAAAGAGAAGAAUUUAAAUGAAAUAUGUUUCCUAUUAUUCAGAAUUACCUGACCUUAUGUUAAAGGAACUUUAGUUACAUGUGUAUUAGCCGACAUGCUGUGCUUGUGUUGUAUGAUGGUAUCAUACACUCGCGGAGCACAUAGCUCAUAGUGAAAAGAGUGAGCAUUAAUGUAGACUUCAGUAACUGAUAGUUAAACUCUCAGCACUGGAAACAGCUGAGGAAGAAUAAAACAUGAGCUAAAAAAAUGGCACACGCUGUGAAACUGAUUUUUAACUCUUCAGUCACACUACCUCAGUCUCUGUAUUCUGAACGGCCUUUUCAAAUAUUCAUUGGUCACCAUAGUCAGACUACAGCCUGGUUAUGCUAGAUUUACCAUAUUUUAUGUUUUUUGGUUUAUGAUAGGAAGUGACUUUCAGGCUGAUGCCUGAUGUGCUUUACUGUAGUAGGUGUGGAUAAAACGAAUUACUUAGUGAUGAAAAAGUCAGGCUUAACUGACUUUUCCAUUAAUGUGUUUGUGUGGCUUUCUCCCUCUCAGUGUAUUGAAACCCUCCUGCAGCAUUUAUUAAUGUAACAACAAGUUGCUAUUAUUGAGGAAACCGUUCUUUUCAGUUAAUUUGAGGUUAUGUUUGAAUGUUUUCUCCAUUAUGAGCCAAGCAAGCUAAGCUAGAUAACUAUUCAUGUAGCAUUCUCAUUUCAUGUAUUUGAGAACCACUCUGUGAAGGGCUGGUCACACACUGUUAACUAAAUACUAAGAGUGUUUGAAUUAUUAGGCCAGUUGCUCCUGUUCUGAGUAAACAGGUUUACUAUAUAAAAGACAAAUACUUGAAUUUAUGCUUUGCAGUAUAACCAGUGUGGGCUCUUCUUGAAUUUUAAGUCAGAUUUUCCAUUAGAUGGUUAAAGGACCCUAGCCAGCAUGAGUCUGGUUGUACAUCAGUGUGUAUGAUGGAUAGUGUGUGUUUUGUGCUUGACUGUGUACCGUUUUUGCUUGAGGAAUGUUUAUUUUUACAUGUCAGGGAGGAUUAUUGGUUUUAUAUUGACAUGAAAACAAAUGAAAACAUGAAAUGUGAGGCUCUUGUGGUUCACACCAAUAUUAAACCAUUUUUAUACUC